AUGAAUAAAGCUCUACAAGCACCACUAGAAGAGCACCAGAAGUCCCCUAGAAGACUUCACUUGACAUGCCAGCGAUGCAGGACCCAACUUCGCCAGCUACGGCCGGUGUUCGGAGCCUGCCGGGAGGCCCGUGUCCCCGUCCACUGCCUCAGGUGGACCCACAAUGCCAUCAACAGUCGGAUGAUCUUCAGCGGCGGGCGCGGCGAGGACACCUCAGUCUACAGCAUGGUCCACGAUCUUUUUACGGGCCGGCUUGAGCCGGAUGACCUACCGCCUUUGCAGGUGGUAAUGGACGGGGACCUCGAGCUGUUCUCGCUGAACAACCGGCGUCUGGCUGCGCUGAAGAUGUACCAAGCUCUGUGCGGGCACGAAGUACUCAAGGUCCUCUGCAAGAUCUUCCACAAGGACGACGCGGAGAUCAGUGCGAAGUACCGCGCGGCGAAGAGCACCACGAAAGAGCUGUGCUAUGGCUGUGGCAUUAUGCCCCACGGCGACCGUCCAGAGGCAUGGCACCUGGGCGAGCCACUUUUCCGCCGCGAGCAGGAAUGGUGUGUCCCUUUCGGCCAACCAGGGCCAGGCCCUUGUGAUGGACAAGCAGCAGCUCUUGACGAGGAUGUCAAGGAGAAGGACGAAGCACGGCUCCUCCAAGAAGAGGAAGCGGAGGUGACCAAGAAGGUGCCGGGGGCGAUGCUUGCAUCCAGUCGAAAGGCCAAGAAGAAGCCCAGCGCACUCCCAGGGAAACUGCCGAAGCCAUCAACCCUGGAGAUUCCUGCGACAGCCGUCGACGCGGAGGCGCCUCGUGCUCCUCUUCUCGUUGGAGCUGGGGCUGACCGCCUCGACUUACUGAGCGGCACAGCCGUGCGCCGGCUGGAGACCGCUAGCGAUGGCUUGGUGAAAGUGGAACUGCCCAGCGGCGACCACGCAUGGGUGAGCCCUGACCACCUUGAGCUGGAGGACGGCAUUGAGGUUUAUGCAGGUUUGGGGGGAACUUUUCUGAUCGAUCAGGUGUCUAUGCUGCCAAAUGUGCCGGACUCGAGUGCAGCAGAGCUGGACAAGGCAGGGUCCUUUCCUGCCACCCCGAAAGGAUCAAACGUUUGGUUCGCUGGGCCCGAGGGCCCCCGGCGUGCGCUGACUGAGUCGCAGCUGGUUCCAAGCGUGGCCUCGGACUUCCCGGGCUCCGCCGCUGGGCAACUCUCGCACCUACAGCCCGUCGAGGAGUUGCAAGAAAGACCCGAGACGGAGAACGAGUUGCCCCGCGAUGCUCACGCAGCCGGUCCUCGAGGUUCCGCCACGGAGCCGCCGGCUGUGGCCUCCGAGGAGCCUACUCCUGAGCAGAGAGCCUUUCGGGCGGAGGACGACGCCUCGUUCCCACCCCUGUCGCGCCGGACAUCCGAAAAGCCUGCAGGAUGGUCCGCGUGGGCCAGGCACUUGCGGCCGCGCGAAGGACCCGGCGGGAGCCCCUCGGGGACCGUUUCAGUGCCCUCGUCGGGUACAGGCCCGGUGCCCUCGGUGCCCUCGAGACCUCCACCGCAAGAGCCACCUGCUCUUCAAGCCACUGAGGCCGGAUUAUCGGCACUGCCGCCCUCUUCACAGCCGUUAGCACGGCCACCGUCGCAGCCUCCGGCGAUGCCACCGUCGUUGCCACAACCUCCGCCAUCGUCUCUGCAGUCGGUGCCGCAGGAGACGGCGCGGAGCAGCCCGACGAGCCCGGCGAGUAAAACGGGAAGUGGAGCCGGGCAAGGAACGGCGCAGGAAUUGGAGCCGAGCGAGGCUCCCGUCGAUAUGUUUUUGGAAGAUGAGGGAAGCGAUUCCUUCCGCAGCGUCUCGGAGGAUGGCGACAUGGGCUCUGAAGACGAAGCUUGGGAGGACGUCGAGCCGCCCUCCGUGGAGGCUGCGAAGCUGGAGAAGCUCCUGGCGGAACUACGGAAUCAACCCGACGUGGUGACAGUAGGGGACUUAAAGAGCCGCCUGGUUUCUGGCACCUUCCGUGUUCUUUCCGGCUCAGACUUUCGCAACCGAAGGUCCCGGGCGCAGAUGGUUGUGGACCAGGGUCCUACGGCUAUGGUGGGCCGGCGUGUGCAUGUGAUCGGGUCCAUGAACCGCAACCGUGCCUGGGACCAUGACCGCUGCUGGGUCCGGAUCCUUGCUGCCAGGGUUGAACUCGACGAGGCCGCCAAGUCGCGGCGCCAGCGCCGUUCGGAGGACCUCCUGCGUCCCUGGGACGUGGCCACGGCGGAUGCCACCGUCCUCUUCGGGCAGGUGCUGCACUCGGUGCAGCAAUUGAGCCCGCGACAAAGCAGGGUGGUCUGUGUCCGCAGCCGGCUGGUGCGCAGCUUGAAGAGCAUGUGCUUCCGCCCCAUCAACGGAAAGUUUCCCCUGAUUACGGUGCCUUGGAACCCACAGAAUCCGCCUCCAUCGCUUCACGACCUCCAUAUCGUUGACCUCCAAAGCUGGACGGGUCACCUUCCGCUCGGCUGCCACGAGGAAGUGCUUCACAUGGAAAGUCGCGAUACCGACGACGCGGUGCUGUAUGCCAUCAAGCGAUCGCUGAACUUCUGUGACUGGGAGGAUCAUUCAGUCCUCAGCUCCAUCCCCAUCGGCGAUGUGCAGCACCAGGAGCUAGUGCAGCGCAGCCGCCGCCGUCAGGAUUUGCGAGAGCAUCUGGCGGUGUGUAUCGAGCAUCCCGGGUGGCCGGGGAACUUCGCCUUGUCCCUGACAGAGCAGGCCCUGCAGGUUCACGUCCUGGAUGUGACCGCCUACAUGGCCAACGACAUGUCCGGCAAGGACCUGGAGCUCCAGGCGCGCCGGAGGGCCUGCAGCGCGUGGCUGGCGGAUCACCUGGACCAGCCCUCCACUGCAAGCCUCCCUUUGCUGCAGCCGGAGUUCCUUGAAAAGGUGGGCUUUGCAGAUGCCUCCGAGCGUUUGGCCCUGACCUUCACCAUUCCUCGGGACCCGAGGGCGCCGCCUCUCUCCAUCGACCACGCAGAGUCCAUAGUAAGGUGCCAUCGGCGGCUCAGCUACGCAGAGGCCGAGGAAUGCCUCGCCGGCAGAGCGUAUGAAGAUGUGGCUUCCUUGCUCGGUGACUUGUCACUCUUUGCUCUGCAGCUGGAGGCCGCAGCGUUUCAGAGUGGCGAGUCCUUCCCGUUGGAACACUGGGAUCCGCAGGUGGGGCUAAGAGAUCCGGCGGUGGCGGCGACGCUGCGGGCACGGCGGAUUGUGGGCUGCUGCGCUUUUCUGGUGAACCGGUACGCCGGCCACAUCUUGGCCGAUGCGGCGCUUUGGCAGAGCUUCCUCCAAGAGGACGUCGAGAGGUCAUCCAUGCCCUGUUGGAUCUAUACGAAGCCAGACGCUCAGCACCACCGGUCCCUGCAUCGGCUGCUGCGGAAUCACUCCGGCGUCGUUUCCGCCGGGAUCAGCACCCACGAGGUCUUGGAAUCCCUGACCUCGGCCCUGGACAAGGACCACCUCAGCGGCAUUCAGCAGUAUGCUCUUCAGAAGGCCUUCUUGCGUCAGGUGCGGAUGGCCUUGCCGGGGGGUUUCUAUCGCUGCCAGGACGCAGCUGAAGAGGCCCGGCGGCCGCGAUCGCUGUUCCAGCGCCCGCGGCUCUUCCACGUCUCGGCGCCCUUAGAUCGCUACAUCGAUCUCCUGGGACAGCGGCUGCUGAAGCGGCUCCUGGGGUGGCAGCCCGGGCUGGGACAGACUUGGCUCCGGCCGACGGCGCAGGAAGUGCGGGAGACCGUAGAUCGCACCAACGCACGCUUGGACGGCCCGGGGCAAGUCCCCACCAGUGCUCUCCGGAGCUUGACCUGUUCCCUCGAGUUUGACGUGGAGAUGCAGUGCCUCAGAGUCGUGAACACUGACCCUUGGCGAAAGACUGGCACUCGGGCGCGGUGGAGCGUCGAUCCCUGGGGUGGCACUAAGGUUGCCGUCACUGUCUCCCGAAACUUCGCGCAGCCCAUCGAUCACCAUGCUGCUGCGAAUGCCAUGAUCGUCUCGAGCAUCGAGUUCGACACCUGCUCCGGUGCCGCCGCAGCUGCGGCCUACUCGCCGCCGCUUCAGCCGUCCAGGUCUCGGCUAGAAAAGGGAACCUUCCAGUGCAAUGUGCUGCUGGGUGACGAGGAGACCCGCUUUGAGCGAGGCGACCUCGCGAUUCUUCGCUGCGUGGAGGGUGAUCGCGAGGUCCUCCUGUACGGCUUAGUGGAGCGCUUCGAGCCUGCGAAGACGCAGUACAAGGUGAAGCGCUGCAACCGGCCAAACUGCAGCCGAGAGAACUGCGACUACCUGCAUCCCGGCGAGGAGGUGCAGGAGGCGCUCUUCACCCUCAGUGUCUUGCUCUCGGAAAUCAGCUGCCUGGCCCAGCGCCAUCAGUCCGACGCCUUGAGCAGAGCACCGGUGGGGGCCUUCCGUCUGCAGCUGAUCGGCAUUCCGGUCGUCGACCGCCAGAACCUGGUCCAGCAGGAGGAGAAAGAGAAGCGGCCCCUUGCAAGCGUCGCGCAAGUGGAUCGGGCCAUCAAGCAUGGGGAAUACAAGGUCACCGGUACAAGCAUCAACGAAUUGCAGCUUGCCGGGCUCCAGUGCGGACUUCAGCACAGCUUCUCGGUGGUCCAGGGGCCACCAGGUACGGGUAAAACCACCUUCCUGGUGCACCUGGUCACCGCGCUCGCCAACCUCGAGAAUGCGCCGACAAAACUGGCCGCAGAGGAGCGCACUGGGAGGAUACUGGUGACGACGCCGUCAAAUCAGGCAGCCGACGAAUGUCUGCGCAAACUCGUCCAGGGCACGACGAUCCCUGAGCAGUACAUCACCAGGGUGUACGCCCGGACGAUCGAGUACAAGUAUGGCAGCAAGCUGCGGGGGGAUCCCUUGGAUUCCAACGUCUCCCGAACGGAGCACAAGGUUGCCGAUGAUCUGCAACGGCACUCCUUGCACUUCAAAGUCAUACACAACAAGGACGUGCAGAGCCUUGAGAGCAGGAGUAUUGUGCGGCAGUUCGAGUACGAUCAGGCUUACGAGGCAGCGGAACAAGCCAUUCUGGCAAAGACCAAAAUCGUGUUCCUUAGCUGCAGUGAGGCAUACCUCGUCAUGCUGGAGAGGCCCAUCCUCGAGAGGCUCGCGAACCGGAAGCCUGCUAGCAAAGAAGGGCCGGGGCGGAGCCUCGUCUCGACGAUGCUCGAGAAGCAGUACCGCAUGCAUGACACCAUCUGCUCAUUUCCUUCCAGGCACUUCUACGACAACCGCCUCCAAAACGCCCAGGGCCUGCCGCUGAAACCGCCGGUGCCGAGCGUGUGGCCGAGCAACACCGAUCGAGUCGUCUGGUUUGAUUGCUCCCAUCCGCACAGCAUGGGCAGCGUGAUCACUGUGGGAAGCUCCCGUUCUCUGAACAUGACCGUUCUGGAGAACAACACUUCCUUGCAGAACGAGGGCGAGGCGGACAUUAUCAUCAAGGUGUACAAGAAGCUGAUGGAGAGUGGCCACUGCCGGGCUGAGGAUGUGGCGAUCAUUACUCCGUACAAGGCCCAAGAGCAGCACAUCCAGCGGAAGUUGAAGGAGCUUCCGGGGAAGCUUGGGAAAUCUGCGGGGAUGACGGCCGUCGGGACGGUUUUCAGCAUGCAAGGCUCGGAGCGUCACUACAUCCUCCUCAGCUUCGUGCGGAGCACUGCCGAAGGUUGGGCUUUGAACCACCUCUCCAUGCAAGGCUCGGCCAACGAGCUGCGCGUGGCGGUGUCGCAGCAGAGCCCCGGUUUGCGGCAAACCUUCGAGAGCCACAUCGGAAUCGCGGGGAAGGCUACUCUGCUCAACGUCGCACUGACCCGAGCGAAAAGUGGACUUGUCAUCGUGGCGAAUCGGACCAUCUUGAGUGAGGGCUCCGAGGAUUUUUACCAACUAGCUGCUGAUUUAGAUGAGCGGGGAUGCUUCGUUCCCGAGGGCUGCUUCUGA
This is a messenger RNA of Symbiodinium sp. CCMP2592, 5937 nucleotides long. The record is from the annotation of a GenBank genome assembly. Lineage: Eukaryota; Dinophyceae; Suessiales; Symbiodiniaceae.